AUGAAGAACAAGGGAAUCAUAACUAUUAUAUGUUUUUUUGUAACUAUAAGAAACGGUUUAUCAAUUCGUUGUUAUGAAUGUAACAGCGCGAAUAACUCAAUGUGUUUGGACCCUUCGUCAUACGAUAAGGAGAGCCUUCAGAAGUAUCUACAAACUACGAAUUGUGAGAGAAGCUCGCUCCUGACUCAGGAUGUUGACAAAAAGAAUCUGUUUUGCAGAAAGAUUAUACAGACAAUUCUAUACAAGGGUCAUGAACCCGAGGUCCGCGUCACGCGAGGCUGUGGUUGGGUCAAACAUCGCAAGGAUUGCUACAAAGCUGACAACGAAGAUCAUUUAGAGACUGUGUGUCAAUGUUUCUCAGAUGACUGCAAUACUGGCACGGCUUUGACGUACAAUACAUUAAACAUAAAACCGUUAAGUCAGGAUCUCGAGUGGUCUCAGGAAGCGCCAGUCGGCGUGGAGGCCGCUCGGGACAUGGGCUCGGCUUGUGUUCCUAAUGACAUUGCGUCUUCAUCCAGCGAAGAGAGGGCCAUACGCCGCUGGCCCCCCGAGCACCCCCUGCCGCCGCCGCGUUGGGGGUCCCAACGCCCCGCUUUGCACCUCUCCCUCCAGAAUUACGAGGACCUGGUCGCCAAAGCCGAGGCGCUAUUGAGCCGACUAGUAGUAGCUGAAAACUACGACUCCGUUAACAACUUCAUCAGUCUCUACGACGCGUAUAUGUCAGCCCCUGAUGAUAGUCUCGCUGAAUUCUUCCCCAAAUACAACCCACCGAUCCGUCCCAGGAAGAACACUUGUGUGGGUCUGGGUAUGGAGGUGAUGAAGCGUUUGAAGGUUCUUGAGAAGGAUUUCCCCGGGAUCUCGAAGUCUAUGAUGCUGGUGUCGUGUGAUGAGAACAUCCAAGACCUUGUUGAUUAUACCACAUCCAGCCCGGGACCUCAAGGGUUCCUUAUAGAAACUGAGAAGGAUCACGUGAUGGUGGCCAUUCAUGUGAGGAUUGGUGGCCGAGCUGGGGUCUUCCUAUCUGACCUGGGUUACCACAUCUCUCGUGUCGUGACGGUCAUGGCUGACAGAUGCUACCCACAUACAGGUUGGUUCACUCAAUCAGACGAGCCACAUUGCCGCAAGGAGUACAACUAUCAGAUCAACACACUCAAUUCACACUACAUAGAGUGGCAUGAACGUGAGACAAGGGGACAGAGUGUUAAAGAAAGACUAUCACUCAUAUACUCUGGGAAGGCAUAUUUGAGUGCGGUAGCUGUUACCGAGAAGAGGAAUCUUGUGUGGGAUUUGAGGAGUCUCCUGGCUCGUAAUCCCAAAGGUCACUUAACAGCGGGUAUCUACUUCCCUUUGAAGAUUAAGGAACAGCAGUUCACCAUGUUCUUUGAUAGUCACAGCGGCAAACAGAGGAAGAAACUCAACUUUGAUACAUUCUUAGAACGACAGAAGAUCCCAGAUGAAGUAGUUGAUGAAGUAGAGCAAUGUAAUGAUCAGCUGAGGUUGAAGGACGGGGAAUUGUUGUGUAUCCUGAAACGACUGGCUACCAUCAUGGCUGACGAGGAAUACAUGACAGAAUUACUUGACAUCAACAACAAGAUUACAGAACUGUCAGCUGGGAAUUAA
Molecule: messenger RNA, 1620 nt
Organism: Danaus chrysippus (African queen)
Lineage: Eukaryota; Metazoa; Arthropoda; Insecta; Lepidoptera; Nymphalidae
Source: the annotation of a GenBank genome assembly